AUGAGAUUAAAAUUUGAUGUUUUACCUUCUUUUUCUUCAAAUGAGAAUGAUUUAAUAGACAAUCACCAACAUCAACAAUUAAUAAUUUCAUCAUCAGAACAACAAAAACAACAAAAUUCUUCAAAUAACCAAACAAUUCAUCACAGACAUACAAAACAUCACACCCACACCCAUCCCCACCAUCACCACCACAAAUCCAAAGAAGAAAACCCCAACCCUCAAGAAAAUUCAAAAGAAUUACUUCCAACCUCUUCACAACAUCCCCCUUUUCUUUAUGUAAUACAUACGGAUAAUGAUGAUAAACAAUCAAAGAUAAUUUUUGGGGCAGAAGAAGGAGGAGGAAUUUCUUCGAAUGUUUUGGAACAAGAAAAUUUAGAAAACGGAAAUUUGGAAAGUUUGGAUUUGACAACAAUUUUUAAUGAAUAUUUGGAAUCAUCGUCAAAUAAACUUCAGAUAUCGUGGAAUUUGUUAAUGAUAAUAUUUAUUUUAUGGAUAUUAUAG
Messenger RNA from Meloidogyne enterolobii, 501 nucleotides. NCBI's taxonomy places the organism in Eukaryota, Metazoa, Nematoda, Chromadorea, Rhabditida, Meloidogynidae. The record is from the annotation of a GenBank genome assembly.